AUGAGUUACCCUGCAGGGCCCUGCUUAGAUGAAAUUCAUUCCCAACAUUAUAACGCCACGUUUAGAAAUUCGAUCACCUCGAAUGUGAAAUUUCAGUAUAUAACUGAGAACACACUUCAAUUUGGUUCAGUUGUCUGUUGGAUUUCAAGAGAAACAGGGGAAAUGUGGAAGCUUUCAAUUUUUCUCAGUGCUUUUUGCACAUUACUUAGUGCACAAAGUGUUGACCCGAUUAAAAUAUGUAGAACAAUAACUGCCCCAGUUUGGGUUAAUGCUGUUGGUGGAACAAUUCCUGAAGGAGCUCUUAAUGGAGGCCAAGAUAGCGGAGAAAAUCUUAUCGUUUGUAGAGCUCAUCAUCGGGACGCAAUAAUUCCUGGAACAUUCUCUGCGUCACUUGGUGUUUGUUAUGUUGCUUGAGGUGGUGUCGAACAUGAAAAAACUGAAUUCGAAGUUUUGGUUGGAUACGGCGGUGAUUGGUUUUCUGAGAGUGGAUCAAAUAUUCCACCAAAUGCUUUCCCUGGUGGUGAAUCUGAGACUGGUGAACCUUUUUGUAUUUGUCGUGUCCGGCAUUGGAAAGAAACAUCCAUCACAUAGCGUUUGCUACAUCCCAUAUGGUG
This is a messenger RNA of Clunio marinus, 614 nucleotides long. The record is from the annotation of a GenBank genome assembly. Lineage: Eukaryota; Metazoa; Arthropoda; Insecta; Diptera; Chironomidae.